This is a messenger RNA of Echinostoma caproni, 669 nucleotides long. The record is from the annotation of a GenBank genome assembly. NCBI's taxonomy places the organism in Eukaryota, Metazoa, Platyhelminthes, Trematoda, Plagiorchiida, Echinostomatidae.
AUGCUGAUGCAGUCGAACGCGGAAACCAAAGGUGACAAACAACCCCAAGAAGUGGUCCGAUUUUUCUGUAUUAUACGCCCACCUAGACUGGGAUUGUAUAAACUGGACAUUUUUGCCAAGCCAUUUCCGGCAAUUCUGGGCCACGUGUGGGGUUCGUUGAAUAAGAACGUGACCGAUAUUAUGAUUGGGAACAUUCAGUUUCACAAUGUCCCCAAAUACCGUGCGACUGUGGACAGUGCUCAUCCGGGUAUUCAGACAAUACGAUGGCCUCGAUUACCCGUAUUGUACGACCUCGUUGUAAAGCGACUUGCCCCGACCAUUCGUGUGAAAAUUCAAAGUUUCGCGUUGUCUAUGCGACAGACUUCAUUUCCUUUCUACGUAUUCNAGACACGAAACCCGGUCGAAGGAAUGAACGAUCAUUCGCCCGGUGACGAUCUCUUUGUGAUGGAUGAGGAUGAAAAUGAAGAGUAUGUGACAUUCACCUUGCGAUUUAUGAAUUUCGGGGAACAUGCGGUCGAGGUCUACGCGGACAGUGGUCAACGUGCUGGCAAGAAACGUCUAUACGAACUGAUCGGCCAAUACUUCUUUGAUAUUCGCCCCUCACACGAACCAUUUGGAACAACACGGAGUGUGACCGAUUUACUGGCUGAUUCGGUAUGCUUAAACUGA